UUACCGGAAGUGGGAGUCUUGUUUAAUAUUUGGUAACUCCAAUCCCCCAAAUAGCAACGCAAUCUCAGUAGCAACGACAAAACGUUGUAAUAGUAUUGUUUGUGUACGACAUUCGUGAUUUUUUUAUUUAUUCCCUGCAACGACAAUGGAGUUUAGAGAUGCAGGGAAGUUAGGAUGGAAAAAUAAGAAUGCGCAGCCACAUAAACAGAAGAUGAACAUGAAUAUCCAGCGCCAAGAGCAGCUGAUAGCCGAAAAGAAGAAGGAGAUUGAGGCCAAAUUGGCACUGCAAGCCAAAAUGAAUGCACACACCCCGAACAAACCUCUCCCUUCUUGUUCUCCUACUGUGCAAGAUGAUUCCUCAAACAAGUUUAUGAACGAUGGAAGCUUCUUACAGCAGUUCAUGAUGAUGCAGAAGCAGAAAACCAACAGCGUUUCUGGUUCCUCCAGUGAUGCCAAAAGUCAAUUGUCGUCAACAUCUCCAAUAGUAAACACUCCGCAAAGAAAAAACAUUCUUUUUGGAAAGCGGUCCGGCGCUGGCGUCGGCAGCAUGCUCAGUCAGUUUAAGAGUUAUUCCCAGUCUAAGAAGAAUCCAGUCAUCAGCCAGAGGCCAAGUGUGUUUUGCUCCCCAGAUGAUGAUGAUGAGGAAGAGAUUGAUCUCUCUGAUUUAUUAAACAUGAAAGUCUCUCCCCCAGAGGACUCAGACACCAGACUCAUUAUCGACAAGAUGGCCUCUUUUGUGGCAGAGGGGGGAUCUGAGCUGGAGAAGAGAGCCAAGGAGGACUACAAGGACAAUCCGGUUUUUUCAUUUUUAUACGACACAAGCAGUAUGGAGUAUCUCUACUACAAAAAGAGAGUUGCGGAACUCAAACUGGAGAACACAUCCAAUAAUGUCUCCCCCCCAGUGGACGCCGAAACCCAGCAAGUGGUUGAGGAGCUGGCCAAGUUUGUGGCUGAGGGUGGCCCAGAGGUGGAAAGCAUCGCUAUCGAGCGCAACCGGGACAACCCUACCUUCAGUUUUUUAUUUGAUCGCCACAACCCUGCAUACCAUUACUACAGAGAAAAGCUACGAGAGCAUCGUGCUGCGGCCUCCCAGACCUUUUCACUUCCAGCAGCAGAACCUAGGACAGAGCUGCAGCGACCGACUGCUACUCCUCCACGAGCACAAAUUCCCCCUCCGGUGAACUUAGCGUGUCAACCUGGUCUCAGUCAGGUCACAGACACUGCGCCUGUCAAACGAAAGAGGAAGAGUAGAUGGGGGGCCGAGGAUGACAAAGUGGAGCUGCCCAUUCCGAACAUUGUUGUCCCACAGGACGUUCAUGUUCUGGACCCUGACAUGCCAUCUCUCUCUGCUCAAGAUCUGCAAGGUCUUGGUUAUAAGAAGGGGAAGCCUCUGGGUCUCGUCGGUGUGACGGAACUGUCCGAAGAGCAGAAGAAACAGAUAAAAGAGCAACAAGAGAUGCAAGAGAUGUAUGACAUGAUCAUGAAGCACAAGCGAGCAAUGGCCGAGAUGCAGGUGAUGUGGGAGAAGGCCAUCAGAGACCACCAGCACGAGUACGACAGCGAUGAAGAGGUUGACCAGCAGGCCGGCACCUGGGAGCAUCGUCUCCGGAAAAUGGAAAUGGAAAAGACACGAGAGUGGGCGGAGUCUUUGACAGAUAUGGGCAAAGGGAAACAUUUUAUCGGAGACUUCCUCCCUCCUGAGGAGCUGGAGAAGUUUAUGGAGACUUUUAAGGCACUUAAGGAAGGGCGGGACCCCGAUUACUCUGAAUACAAAGAGUUUAAGUUGACGGUGGAGAAUCUUGGUUUCCGUAUGUUGAUGAAGAUGGGCUGGAAGGAAGGAGAAGGCCUCGGAAGCGAUGGACGGGGCAUCAAGGCUCCUGUUAACAAGGGAACUACACCCGUGAAUGGCGCAGGGCUUGGAGUCGACCGCCCGGCCGACCUGACAAAAAGCGAUGACGAGUAUGACGCCUUCAGGAAGAGGAUGAUGCUUGCAUACCGCUUUAGGCCAAACCCUCUGAAUAAUCCUCGGAGGCCAUAUUACUGACACUAAAGAAAAUGUUGAUUUUGUUGAACAAUGGCAAUAUUGACAAUUUACACAUGCGUGUGUGUGUGUGUGUGUGUUUGAGCAGGACAACAAGGCUGAAUGCUGCUAGAUUCACUUUUCAAUGUGGUUUUGAAAAUAUCAACUAUUUCAUUUACAUAAUCACAAAAUUACCGAGUUGGGAUUUCAAUAUCACCUGAAAUGAUUAAAGAACCUGUUGUGACCCACAUUA
Messenger RNA from Entelurus aequoreus (snake pipefish), 2273 nucleotides. It is a transcript of the gene sugp1, whose product is annotated as SURP and G patch domain containing 1. The record is from RefSeq and is a predicted model, not a curated record. Gene Ontology annotation, cellular component: nucleoplasm. The transcript has 14 exons. NCBI's taxonomy places the organism in Eukaryota, Metazoa, Chordata, Actinopteri, Syngnathiformes, Syngnathidae. Gene Ontology annotation, molecular function: RNA binding. Gene Ontology annotation, biological process: RNA processing. Bases 146 to 2044 code for a protein of 632 amino acids.